Messenger RNA from Pectinophora gossypiella (pink bollworm), 5752 nucleotides. RefSeq lists its product as uncharacterized. The coding region runs from base 1 to 783 and encodes 260 amino acids. The record is from RefSeq and is a predicted model, not a curated record. The transcript has 5 exons. Lineage: Eukaryota; Metazoa; Arthropoda; Insecta; Lepidoptera; Gelechiidae.
AUGGCGCCGUCGAAGUUUGGACUAUUCAAGGCUCGGAGUCGCGACCAGGCUGACCAGCCCUCCACAGAGAAUCUACUACAGACCAGCAAUAGCAGUGAUAAUGGUAAUUUGGGACCCCCCGGUUCGCCGAUACCGUCGACGAGUAAAGGCCUCACGGAGGACCUCACGCCCGAAGACAUAUCUGAUCUGAACAUUGACAGCGAAGAUGAUGAGGUUUCGGAGAAACGGACCCCGGUACGAAGGAGAAGUUUAAGCAGCAGAGCUGAUGAUAGUCAGGUAAACUACCACCCAUUAAAAAACCAGACGUCAACCGACGCCACGUCCACAUUAACAUUACACGAGGAUCAGCCCUAUGACGAACUUGGAUCAACUCUGGCCUUCGAAAUCGACAACGACGGCGCUUCCACAUCAGCUGACUGCAACUCCAUACAGAUGGACGAUCUUUCUGUAGCUCCCAGUGAGGAUAUAUCGGUGUACUGCGGAACGAUGAAGAAGCCGAAAAAAAGUAGAUCUAAAGAGGAGAAACAGUUGAGGGACCUGGAUAUGUGGCAAGCUAGCAACGUUGAAGUUAUGCAGAACUUACUAAGCCGAAGUGGCACACUCGACGAGCAGAUCAAAUGGGAGGCCAUCGCGACGGCCCGUGGACUGUGCACACUCACAGACAGCUGCACUUGCCCUGACUGCAAGAGGGCGAAGUACCUCACAGGAGUCACCGACGGUGAUGGAGGCCUAGGCGCUGCCCCACUCUUCAGCGCGAUCAGUGUAGGCUGCAGUGUGCAGUGAAGCGAGCGAGGACAAAGUGGCUUGACAAAGCCGAUGGGCAAAGUGGAACGUUACAGGGGUUUGGAUCAAUGAAUUCUGCUUAGUAUUCUGUAGGCAACGGAAAGUUUGGUGUUUUCUACAACAAAAUAUUAGCCGUCUUUUCUUCGUGGCAAUUAUUCAUUGGAAUAACCAUCGUGGUGACAUAGUGACAUUAAGUUUGUCAAUUAGCGUGUUAAUAUCAAUGUAAUGAAAAAUUAUAUGAACAGGUCGGACAGUGAAGUGGCUUGAAAGCUAAAUAAAAUGUCGAAGCAAAGUGGGGGUCAAAAAGGCCACAUUGAAGCAAUUAAUCUAAAAAAGCAAUAUUGCAAUUUGACAUUUGCGCAUUAAAAAUAAGUGUAUGAAAUGUCAAAUACUUUCUUAGGUGAAUUGCUUCAAAGUGACCUUUUUUGCCCCCUUGAUUCGUAUGAAAAAACAUUGCCCCCUUUAAAAUACCUUAAUAUCUGCACUGAAUAUAUUUUCUGUUUUGUAUGUGGUGUUGUGGUUCUAUAGACAACGUUUAGAUCUAUAAGUACUUAAAUACAAAUGCAAUGAAGUUAUACUACCUAUAAAGUGACUUAGAUUGCAAUGACUGAGCGACUAAUACUCGUAUAAAUGAUGAUUAUAAUGAAUUUUAUUAUAUCUACCUAUUAGACUAGAUUAUAUCGACCACUAUACACCGUCAAAUAAUGCUCGAUUCAUUUGACAGCUGUGAAAAUAAUAUAUUUUCAAAGACACUGGCUGGUUUUCUUUUGCAAAUUAUUCUUUCUUGUACUCUGAUCUUUUUGCCUAAAGGUUAGAUAAUAAAUAAAGCUCUUUUUACAUAACCUUUGCGCCUUUUUGCUGUCGGGAUGUUCCCACUUUUGAAACGUCACAUCACUUUAUAUAACCCUCAUAAAAAAAUCAUAAAUACCGUACUUUAUACAUUUAAAUAUUAAUAAAAUUAUUUUAUGUAUCUACUUACUUUAUUAGUUAAGUUGGUGUGUAACAUGAUAUUUGUAUGUUUAAAUAAGUUACGCUUGUGUAUAGGAUCCUAUGUAUUAGAAUAAUGUUAUUUUUAUAUAUUUUAGACUACAAUUUUAUAUCAUUAAAAAAAAAUUACUUAGUACUACGUGAUUUUUUUUUAUUUACUUAGUAUUAUUGAUUGAUUGAUUGAUUUUAUCAAUUUGCGUGGUAUAUUAUCGCAGGACCAGGGUGUAUUUUACUGGGAUACUUUUCUUGUACCCCAUUUGUAUUCACAACUUAUGUAUCACACUUUUCGUACUAUGAGAGAGAACUUUCUUUAAACACAGUUUUCAAAUAAAGUCAAAAACGUAAUAAAUACCUAGUGUCAAUCACAAAAUUUUGUAAAUAUAAAAGAAACUAUUUUCGUAACUAUUGUAGUCUUUUUUGUCUUCUAUAAAUCGAUGUCUAAUGAUAAUCGUCAAUUUUGUACCUAUAUCAGCACUAUAUAAUUUAAAAGUUGAAUCAAUAUUCCAUAAAACUUAUUUAGACUCAUAAACUUGAUACACGCAGAGCUGGGAAAACGGGACAAGCGGAGGGGACGCAGAAUUUUGUUUGCGUUUUGAUUCAAGUUUCCGCUUCCCGGCCCGUGUUUCGCUUUCAGGGCUCUUUUGUGUGUAGCAAGAUUUUGAUAUUUGUAAGUUAAUAGAAUUAUAAAUUAGUCUGUUUUUUUGUAUAAGCGCAUAUUUUGCGCCAUCACAGGCAAUGGAAUGCAAUUUUCUAACUGCCUUCAUCUAACAUCAAAUAUAUUAUGUCGAUUUUGAAACAUUUUUGUGUAGCGUAAGAAAUGUAAAAGUAAUUCUCAUAUUAAUGAUAAUUAUUAUGUGGUAGUAAUAGUGACCCUAAUGUGUGUAUUGUAUUAUCCUAAAUAUGUGAUAUAUGCGACUUACUAACCAUACGUAGCCGAAAAUAAAUAUGGAGAAACAUGAUAAGUAUUAUAUACUUUAUUGCACUUAACAACUAGUUACAAACAAGAAACGGACGUUUACAAGGGUGGACUUAUCUCUAAGAGAGAUCUCUUCCAGCCAACCCAGAGGUAGUAUUAUAAUACUGCGGAAGAAUAAAAAGAGAUAUCCAUUUCUUUAAAUCUUUGCCAUCGUGAUGAAAGAUCAUUUCCCCAAAUUGAACCGUCUAUAAAUCGAACUCAAUCAAAUGAAGGAAUUCAAUUCGUUACGAUUUGUUUUCGAUUGAUGAAUGAGCAGGAAGCAAGAGAAGCGUGUCAGGAUCGCAGGAAAUUGAAUGUCUGCUCCGGUGGAAAAUAGAUGUGAGUUUAUGUAUGUAUGUAUAAAUCGGACCGGGACCUCUGCUUUGAUAUAUUUAUUAUCGGCUUCGUGUGACAGUGUUUAUAAAUACAAAAUCUUCGAAUAAAGUGAGUCAAUGGCCUCUAAUCCAUGUAAGACUGAUGUGAAUUGACACUUUUCUAUUGUUGUAAGGAAUAAAUUUCCUUUUGCCUUGUGGAAACGUUUACGUCACUCCUUAACAAAAUUUUAUAUUUUAUUAUCUUAAAAUAUGAUAUUUAUUUUAUGAAUUACUCUUCCAGUUGAUGAAUAGAUAUUUUUUUUUGUUUUGACUGUAGAUUUACUGCAAAUAACAUUACCUAUUUGGCUGAAUAUAGUAUAUUAUAUCGUUUCCUCGGAAGACAACUUGCUACCAAUCUUAUGCAACGGUAUAUAGGUAUUACUCCUAUUUUAGACAGGGUGUCUAAAAUUCCGAGUGUAAAUCCGGUGGAUUCCGAGUUGAUAUCAAGUGGAAUUUUCUGUCGGAAAAUUCAUGAUAAUUUUAGUGACGGAAACUUACACUUGAUGGUCUGAAUCACCCCGUUACUAUUCGUUAGGAUGUCACUUAUAAAUAGCCUAUAUUAUAGUUCAGUAAGGUAGGCUUAACUGUCCUAUAGAAAAUAUCAAUUUGAAGAGUAUGUAUUUUUUGCAAGUUUUUUAUUAUACCAUGGAAUGGAAUAAAAUAAAUAUAAAAUCACCACAGAAAUCGCCAACCGCUUCAAAUGGCGUUCACUUGGCUGGAACUUUUGCACGGGGGUUAAAAAGGCUCCAUUGAAGCAAUCAUCUAAAAAAGCAAUAUUGCUGUGUUUGUUGACAAUAGCAAUAUUGCCUUGUAUAUGAACUUGGGACAUUCCAGGCUACGUUUUACAAAAAAAAAAAUAUAGAUGGCGCUGUACAGAGUUGCCUUUGCCUAACCUUCUAAUUUCAUCGAUAAAUGUAUGCAUCUUUUUUUUUGGUAUAAAUGAUAGAUAACCCUUGUGUAAUAACCACACCGGUUGUAAUAACAUCCGGGCACAACACAUCUUCCGCCCAUUAUUAUUAUCAUCAUAAUAAACAGAAGACAUAUAGGUAGCAAUAUAAUUCUAUACCAUAUCUGAUCCAAAUAUCAAGCAUCAAUUAUUUUUAUUUAUGUCUCUGCCAUUACAUUGUAUUUUUGAAUAAUUAAGCAAUGAUCAAUAUUGUUUUUGCGGAAUGUAGCCUGGAAAGUCUCUCAUUGCCUUAACGUGGCCUCUUUAGACCCUAAUACGUACUCUCCAUUCAUCUACCAAAGUAGUGGUUGCCACUUGAGGCAAAUCUGUACCAUGGUAUAACUUACAAUUUGCGUUUAAUAUAGGGUGGUUGUGUCAUUGAAAUGUCUGAGUAAAUUAAGGUUUGUAUUGUACGUUGGAUGGUAGGUAUACAAUAUUUAUAUAAUACCCGUAGGUUAGACAUUAAUAUUUUACAAAAAGUUGUGGCCAAAAUGAUUUGGGACUAGAAAUGAUUCAAUCCCGAAAGCAGAUAAAAAGUUUUGAUUUAAAAUUCCCCUUGAGAAAUAUUAGAAAAACAAUUAUUAAUUUAUAAAACCUUACCUACCUGUGUGUAAAGAAAAGCUAACCCGUGUAAGUAAAGUAGGUAAUUAAAUUAGAAUAAAGUGAUGUACCUAAUUAUUUAGAGUUUUUGGUACCUUUUAGGUACAUUUUAGUACUGUGUGUUUUAUAUUAUAAACCCUUAUCAUAUUUAGUCAAAUAAGUGAUAAUUAUUCUUAUGAUAUUUUCCGAAGCCUUUCCACAGUUCCUAUGUACAAUUUUGCUUUUUUUGUACUUUGCUUGAGCUUGUGAUUGAGUGGUACGUGUCGGAAUAUUCACGUAUAGUAUAUUGUAACUCUGACCCAAAUUAUUUUUCUGAAGAUUCGCUGUUCUGCCCAUCCUGAUAAGGAAAUACUCACUAUGACUCAACACAUUAAAAAAAAUGAAUUACUUAUCAUGAAAUCAAUCGAAAAUGAAUUAAUAUUUUGAUAAAUUUGUUCCCACUCACAGUUUUUAAGUUUAUAGUAUUAAAAUGAUAACUAAUUGAACUUUACAAAGAAUUAGGUUAAACAAUUUUGAGUACAUUUUAGUGUUAUUGUGAAUUGUAUCGUGUGAUUUUAAGGUGAGCAUUUUAUAAAUUUCAUAAUUUCUGCGUUACUAAUUGACCAUAAUUAUAUAAUUAUUAUAAUUAUUAUUAAUAUAAUUAUUUAUAAUUAUUGAGGAGCUCGGUGGCGCAGCGGUUAACGCGCUCGGUCUGCGAUUGUUGGAGUUAAGCAACUUUCGCAAAGGCCGGUCAUAGGAUGGGUGACCACAAAAUAAAAAAAAAGUUUUCAUCGCGAGCUCCUCCGUGCUUCGGAAGGCACGUUAAGCCGUUGGUCCCGGCUGCAUUAGUAGUCGUUAAUAACCAUCAAUCCGCACUGGGCCCGCGUGAUGGUUUAAGGCCCGAUCUCCCUAUCCAUCCAUAGGGAAGGCCCGUGCCCCAGCAGUGGGGACGUUAAUGGGCUGGUGAUGAUGAUGAUGAUAUAAUUAUUAGACAUUUAUACAAUAUCUAAGCAGCAUACAUAUUAUUAAAAUUAUUACUUAUACUUAGUGAACGUAUUUGUGUUGUCGGUGUUUCGUAGCAAAUAGCAACGUUCGCAUAAAUUGAUUGUGUUAUAAUAAUAAAUUAUU